Molecule: messenger RNA, 2832 nt
Organism: Hymenoscyphus albidus
Lineage: Eukaryota; Fungi; Ascomycota; Leotiomycetes; Helotiales; Helotiaceae
Source: the annotation of a GenBank genome assembly
AUGCAAAGCCUUUGGUCUCGCACUGCGCAGAUCAGGUCAUCCUGUCAUUGCAGCUCCUGUCUACACUCUACCAUAGCCAUCGGUCGAAGAACCACCACCGCAGGAAUACGAAGGCGUAAGCCCACCGCAGGCGAAUUCAUUACGGCAUGUUACUCCUCAAUUCUAGCCACGGCUGCUCUCGCAGAUGCCCGGGUGAAGGAGGAAAGAUUGAAGGCUUGGGAUCAGGCGAUUGCAGAUGUCAAAGCUGGGAAGCCUGUCACCAAUAUACCGGAGCCUUCGAUGAAAGACCAAGUGGAUAAUGAAGUCACGAAUUGGCAUCAGGUCGUAGAUGGGCUCAAGAAUGAGUUGAACCCUGAAAGUGCUGCAAGGCCAGCAACUAAACACGAAAACGCGACGGAGCCUGAGCUAGAUCCCGUGCGAAAGUCAGGUACACUCAAUUCGGAUGGGCGAAUCAAUAAGUACUCUUAUGCUCAACGCAGACCAUUCGAGCCUCUCAACUCCAAUGGUGGGAUCGAUGCGAACACGGCCACCUGGAAUAGCCUUUAUAGUGCUUGGAAUGCAGAUAUACCAGAGAGUGUGGAAACAGACAUUCUGACGAGCCAUGCACUGAUGAGCGAGGACAGCGUAGCCGGUCCAGAAAUGUUACAAGAGAUGGUUACAAGAAUUGAGCCUCGUGCACCUACAACCGAUGUCCACCUACGAAAGAUGGAGGCAAUGAUUCGAAGACUUGUCGACCAGAUGAUGCACAACAGCAACCUUGCAUAUCUUUCCCAAGAUUGUUUGACGGCGAGAGGUGCUCCAUGGCCUGGAGAAACGGGGGAAAUAGCCCAAAUGUUGAUUGAAUUGAGAAACAGAUUUGUCCAAUCGCCGAUAUACUCGUGGAGAUCAGAUAUAGAAGUGGUCAAAGAGCGCAAUGCCCUGCAUAGUGCUAUGAAGCAACUGUUCUCCAUGGUAAACCCGGGCGAGCAGGAUUCCAUUCGAACUGCUGUUGCCAAAGUUUGCUACAAUUUGCUGGUCACAAGCGCUCCGCCGAAUGUCGAAACAUACAGUAUUCUGAUCAAGGAGCUCACUCGGUUACAACAACAUCAAAUCGCUCGGGUCGUAGUGGAUUCUUUACUAGAUGAUAGUAAGAUGGUACUAGAUGACAAUACCGUCAAACUUAUACUUGACCACUAUAUCGCAAAGCGAGAUGGUCGUGGUUUUCGGUUGGUAAUCCAGCGCAUGAGAGGAGUGAAUCCGAAAGGUAAAGAUAUGCACGUCAAGAGAAAACUGCUCUGGCAAGUCGCUGAGGAGCAGGCUGUCCAGGAAUGGGCAUUAUCGCCUGAUACUAAGCUUUGCCAUCGAAACGGGUACUUAAUGGAAAAGUACCCCAGAUCCCCGCUAGUCUUCGAAUCUCUUAUCAGAGGAUGGCUUUUAUUUGAUGGUCUGCGUAGCGGUGUGCGUACAUUUCGAGCCGCAAUUCGGGAGGCACAAUAUGUCUAUCCUAAGACCUUACCAUUGCUUAUCGACCGUUGUGUGACUACCAGUGAUUUCAAAAGUGGUGUCAAGCUUCUGCAGGCAAUGCUGAUGUAUUGGGAUGACGGGAGGACAAAAUCCGCUUUGUCAUUUGAUCGAGUUACUCGGCUUGCAAUACGCAGACUCCUCGUGCUUUGCGGGAUCCAACCUGAGAGCGAUCUGAAGCCUGUCUUGCAUCCAUACUUGUCUUGGGAGAGUUUGCGGAGCAUGAUGAAGUACAUUGAAAACCAGGCGUUUGCAGACGACAAGAACACGUACUUAUCCAACGAGCAAACGUCUCUUGUGGACCAGCCAGAGAACUUAACGAGCUCGGAUACAAAAGAGCUCAGGUAUGACACAGCAUCUGUGGAAGAACCGGACAACAUGUCAAUCUCCAAAUCCAAUGAGCUUGAAUGUAAAACUUUUGAGCCUGGGAGCGUUCAGGAGGCUGCUGAUCUUUUGAGAAAGUUUGUAUUGAUGAAAGGUCGUAUUAACGAGCGCGAAACCGGCGAACGACAAACUCAUAUCGAUGGCACCGCGAAAGCAAAUGCGAAUUGGAUCUUCACAGCCAACGAGAUGGUGGGAUCGAACACGCAGCUCACACGUUUGUUUCGCAAUAUUCUCAUCAACAGCAUCGAAGCCAGGAUCGCGGCACGUGCAAGAUGGAUCAGUGCAACUGCUAAAUUGAUUGAGUCAACUAUUGACAUAAUCAAGUUUUAUAACCGUCGUACUACCAAGACUAUCGGAGCGUCUUUCGAGGGAAUGAAAAUGAAACCUAUUCUACAAAGGUCGGAUAAAACCACGACUUUUCAUGACAAUAAGAAAUCCCACAGACCUAUCAUCAAAGUCCUUCGGGUAAAGAGCAACAGGAGAGAUCGUCAUGUCGUCAAGAAAGGAAUAAUGAAUAAAGCUCUGCGUUCCCAACUCCGUCGGUUCCGACUCCGCAGGUCAGCCAUGACGCCCACUCCCUUAGAAGCCGACAUCCAAAGACUGGUAGAGGAGAGAGAUGAAAUCGAAGUGGCCGAUCUUGAAACUCGGGACCGACUAGAUAGUCAGCUUUCCACGCUUCUUAGAUCUCAUAGGAAGGAGUUACUUGACGAGGUUGUUGAGACGAGGUUGGAACUUGCGAAGAAGACGCUGCAGGGGCAGUCAAAACCUGUUGAAUGGAAGGGGCUUAGGCAGUUGAAGUAUGAGAAGCAUCCGAGGUUGCAGAUUAGAUAUCAUCCUGUUGUGGGCAAGGAGGAGAAAGAGGGGAUGAGUAAGGACGAGAAGGAGGGGAUGAGCAAGGAGGAUAUUGAGAGGGAUAGGAAGGCUUAUGAGGAUCUGAUGGGGGAGUAG